This is a messenger RNA of Frieseomelitta varia, 2783 nucleotides long. It is a transcript of the gene Vps53, whose product is annotated as vacuolar protein sorting-associated protein 53 homolog. Gene Ontology annotation, biological process: retrograde transport, endosome to Golgi. The transcript has 13 exons. The coding region runs from base 186 to 2696 and encodes 836 amino acids. Gene Ontology annotation, cellular component: GARP complex. The record is from RefSeq and is a predicted model, not a curated record. NCBI's taxonomy places the organism in Eukaryota, Metazoa, Arthropoda, Insecta, Hymenoptera, Apidae.
AAAAUAAUUAAUUGUUACGUAAAAAAAAUUUAUUUAAAUGAGCGAUAAGUGCGUUAAUAAAACGUUCCUUCUAUCAAUUCUGGUUUUGAAGUAUUCAUAUGUGUCCUCUUGUCAUAUGCUCACGCAUAUACGUUUAGAAUGAAGUAUAUGUGAGUUUUAUAGGCAAAAUUAAAGCAUAAAUAAAAAUGGAAGGGCACGAGGAAGAUGAAUUAGAAGAUUUACAUUCAACUGUUUACACAUUUCCACCAAAUGUACAGAAUGUGAUCGAACAGGUUUUACCUAGUACAGAUCCAUUGGACCAAUCAAACUUUAAUGUAGUGGAUUAUAUAAAUUCGUUGUUCCCAACGGAACAAUCUCUAUCGAAUAUAGACGAUGUAGUAAACAAUAUGGAAUUAAAAAUACGUAAUAUAGACAAGGAAAUUCGUUCGGUGGUACGUGGACAAACGAAUGUAGGUCAGGAUGGGAGGGCAGCGUUAGAGGAUGCACAGAAAGUAAUAAAACAAUUAUUCGUGCAUAUUAAAGAUAUUAAAGAUAAAGCAGAACAAUCCGAAGAGGUUGUUAAAGAAAUAACAAGAGAUAUUAAACAAUUGGAUUUUGCCAAGAGAAAUCUUACUGCGUCGAUAACAGCUUUAAAUCAUUUACACAUGCUUGUGGAAGGUGUAGAUACCUUAAAAGUAUUAACGCAAAAGAAACAGUAUGGUGAAAUUGUUUUACCAUUACAAGCUGUGAUGGAAGUGAUGCAACAUUUCAAUAGUUACAUGGAUAUACCUCAAGUGAAGCAACUAUCCGAUGAAGUACAUCAGAUACAUGUUGAACUGGCUCAACAAAUUACGGCAGAUUUUAAACAAGCAUUUUCUGGUCAAAAUCCGAAAUACUUUAAUCAACUAACCGAAGGUUGUUUGGUAUUAUCUGUAUUAGAUCCCAAAGUCAAGAAAGACCUACUCACCUGGUUUGUGGGUAUUCAGUUACAAGAAUAUGCACAUCUAUUCGAUGAAAAUCAAGAUUUUGCAUGGUUGGAUAAAAUAGACCGUCGUUAUAUGUGGAUAAAAAAGCAUUUACUUGAUUUUGAAUCAAAGUUUGGUACCAUUUUCCCACAAGACUGGGAAGUCUCUGAACGAAUUGCUGUGCAAUUUUGUCAUGUUACGAGAGAAGAUCUUACAAAGUUAAUGCAUAAAAGACGUUCUGAAAUAGAUGUAAAAUUGUUACUUUAUGCAAUUCAAAGAACUAGUAAUUUUGAAUCAUUGUUAACGAAAAGAUUUAGCGGCAUUACUUUAGAAAACGUGGAUACGACAAAUAAGAAAAAUACUACCGUAGAUACAACUGAUAAUAAAAUUCCGGGUAAUCCAUUCGAACAAAAUGAUCAGCAGAUACAAAAUGAAAAACUAAAACCAUCGCCAUUUUCAAAUCUCAUCGGAAGAUGUUUCGAGCCGUAUUUAAAUAUUUAUAUAGAGAGUUUAGAUCGUAAUCUGGCAGACCUAAUGGAUAAAUUUAUAUCAGAUUCUAAAACACAACCACCAGGUGCUAAAGAUUUUGAUGGUAUCGAGGGUCCUAGUAGCGUAUUAUCUUCUUGUGCAGAUCUGUUUAUAUUUUACAAAAAAUGUAUGUUACAAUGUACACAACUUAGUACUGGUUCAAUUAUGUUGAAUUUAGCUGAAACUUUUCAAAAAUAUUUGCGAGAAUAUGCUCUUAAAAUAUUGCAAAAUAAUUUACCCAAAAUUGGCGGUGGUGCAGGCAUUGCUACUAGUAUGAGUAGUAUACGUGAUUUUCGAGAUCUUUCAACUUCGGGUUUCAUACAAAAUUUUCAAAGUUUUCUAAAGGAAGGUGAAAGUACUAGAUUCAAUAAAGAAGAGCAAUCACGUAUAUGCUGUAUACUAACCACAGCCGAAUAUUGCUUAGAAACAACACAACAAUUGGAAGAAAAACUAAGAGAGAAAACAGAUAAAUGUUACUCAGAAAAAAUUAAUCUAUCUCAGGAACAAGAUAUUUUUCAUAAUGUUAUAUCAAAUUGUAUACAACUACUUGUUCAAGAUUUGGAAUCUGCAUGCGAAUCUGCAUUAACUGCAAUGACAAAGGUUCAAUGGAGUGCCAUUGAGGUUGUUGGUGAUCAAAGUAAUUAUGUUAAUACCAUUGUAGCACAUCUUCGACAAACAAUACCUACUAUCAGAGAUAAGUUGUCGUCAUGUAGAAAAUAUUUUACUCAACUAUGCGUGAAAUUUGCAAGUUCGUUUAUAGUAAAGUUAGUACAGCAAUUGUACAAGUGUAAACCUUUAAAUACUGUUGGUGCUGAACAAUUAUUAUUAGACGUACACAUGUUGAAAACUGCGUUGUUAGAUCUCCCGUCAACAGGAUAUCAAGUUCAAAGAAAAGCACCCGCCACGUACACUAAGGUUGUAGUGAAAGGCAUGGCAAGUGCCGAAAUGAUACUCAAAAUUGUGAUGUCACCUAUAGAAUCUCCAAAAGAUUUUGUAAAACAAUGUAGAAUACGUUUACCCGAUUUACAAGCGCCAGAAUUUCAAAAAAUUCUGGACAUGAAGGGUUUGAAAAAAACAGAACAAGUUCUAUUACUCGAACAGUUUAAGCAACCUGAAAAUAUAGAUAUUUCACAUGACACUAGGAAUUACAUUAUUCAAGAUAGUCCCGAACAUGAAGCUGGUCGAAUAAAAAGAUUGGAAAAGUUAAUUAAAAAGAGAAUAUGAAUGUUUCAUAGUAAAACUUCAAUUGUACAUAUUGAAAUUAAAUGUAUUUGUAAUUAUAAAGGUAUUUUAAAUAUUAAUAUUCCAUAA